ACACACACACACACACACACACACACACACACACACGGGGCCACGUGGCCUGUGAGAGGAGCGCCACGGUUCUCUUCCCGCUGCUUUCUGGGAGCUGUAGUUCCUUCCCCAACUAUACAUUUGCUCUCCUAUCCCGUUAUGAAUACAUUUCCCAUGAGAACGCGCGCGAGCCAUUGGCGUCAAUCCUCAUUUACCCAGAUACGCCAUCGCAAAGCACUCUGGGGCUUGUGGUUCGAGCGAGGAGCGGGAACCUUUCCCGCUUUUUAAUCCUUCCCUUUCCCCAGCGUCCCUCCCCCCCCCCGCCGCAUAUUUCACUUCUCCGGCCACCGUCCUCUCCCCCAGGACUACGUUUCCCGGCAGGCAACGGGGGCGUUCCGCCUGUCUCUCCCUCCGGCCCACCCCCUUUACCUCACCGCGCGCACCCUUCCGUCCUCCUCCUCCUUACUUUUGGCGGAGACAUUUCCGAAGCGAGUCUCUCCAAGAUGGCGGCGUGGGGAAGGAGGCGCGCGGGCCCCGGGAGUUCCAGCGGAGGCAGCGCCGGCGCCAGGGAGAGGGUUACCUUGUCUGCAACAGACUGUUACAUUGUUCAUGAAAUCUACAAUGGUGAGAAUGCUCAGGACCAGUUUGAAUAUGAGCUGGAACAGGCCUUGGAGGCUCAGUACAAAUACAUUGUGAUUGAGCCAACGCGCAUUGGGGACGAGACAGCCCGCUGGAUCACUGUUGGGAACUGCCUGCACAAGACGGCUGUGCUGGCAGGCACCGCCUGCCUCUUCACCCCCCUGGCCCUUCCUGUAGAUUAUUCCCAUUACAUCUCCUUGCCUGCUGGCGUCCUGAGCAUAGCCUGCUGCACUCUCUAUGGGAUCUCUUGGCAAUUUGACCCCUGCUGCAAGUACCAAGUGGAGUAUAAUGCCUAUAAACUUUCUCGCCUGCCCCUGCAUACACUCACCUCCUCCACCCCUGUGGUUCUGGUGAGGAAGGAUGACCUGCACAGAAAGAGACUGCAUAACACGAUAGCACUCGCUGCCCUGGUGUACUGUGUAAAGAAGAUUUAUGAACUUUAUGCCGUAUGAUUGCGGCAGGGGAAGGAGAAAUCCACAAAGACAAAAAGUGUAUUAAAAGACUCCCACAGCAGCUUUUCUUCUUGAAGUGGUGGUGCCUGGGAAGCAGUUUGGUUUAUCCAUUUUUUUUUUUGUUAUUUUUAGAACAAAAAAAAUCAUGUCACUGGGUGCAUUAAGGGAAUUUUCGUUUCUUCUUACACCUCAGACCUGGAUCUACAGUGAAAAGGAACUCUGUGGGAGUUGAAGUCAAUAAUGGAAUGUCAAUGAAAGGAAAUGAUGCAUAGGAGGGAGUGUGGGCUUUUUUUUUUUUUGAGAAACCUUUAAGUAUAUUGUUUAAUUGUAUUCUACAGAACCAGCUCAAAGUUAUCACUGACCAUUCAUUAAAGGAUGAGAAUUUCGCUUUC
Molecule: messenger RNA, 1462 nt
Organism: Rhineura floridana
Lineage: Eukaryota; Metazoa; Chordata; Lepidosauria; Squamata; Rhineuridae
Gene: TMEM11
Product: transmembrane protein 11
Exons: 2
Coding region: 483-1070 (195 amino acids)
Biological process (GO): inner mitochondrial membrane organization
Cellular component (GO): mitochondrial inner membrane
Source: RefSeq, a predicted model, not a curated record